CACAUCUGAACAUGAUGCGAAAAGCCUGUAUAAGAUCUGGACCUAAAUCGUACAUGUCUAAUAACUUGAAACAAGCAAGUUGGGAUCAUUUGGAGUCUGUGGCCGAGGGUUUUCUGGGCAGGUGUUCAGCAGCAGAAUGACGGGCGGUGGGAUUGUUCAGGAGUUUUCUCAGGUGUGUUGGUGAUUCCAGCUGGACUCAUGGACUCUAGAGUCAGUUUUGACUCUGAUCUGCACCUCAUGAUCACUGAUCUGGAGAGUCCAGCUGAUGAAGAUGUGGUUCAUGAUUCGUUCAGUCAGCUCAUUAAAGAACAGAGUCAUGACCUUCACACUGAUGUCAUGGAGAUGACCGCACAGGACCUGCAGGAGGAGAGCAGAGAUGAUGUGGCGUGUCUGGAUGCUCCAGAGUACCACCGGUCUGACGAGCUGCAGCAAACGGACGCUCUGAUUGGAGAAUGCUGGUCAUCUGACACACUCAAAGUCCUCUCGUCCAUGCCCAGCCGUACCAUCGGUCGCAGUCGCGGGGCGAUCAUCUCCCAGUAUUAUAACCGCACGAUGCAGCUGCGCAGACGCAGGCAGAGCAGACCGUCUGUCACGCACUUCCCGCGGUCUGCGCGGCCCAGUAUCCUCGGUUACCGUGUGGAAACUGAUGGAGCGGAUUUAGAUGAAGGAGAGAAUAAGAGGGAGCAUCUGGUGAAUAAUUUGCAGAAUCUGUCCAUGAGUGAUCGUGUUCGUAUGUUGAGGGCGAUGCCACUGAGUCUAGGGGAGAAGAAAGAGCUCAGACUGUUGGUGUUGAAUAAAGCCAAACACUCACUCUCUCAGAGUCAGCUCCCCUGCUGCAGUCAACUCAAGUAUUACAUCAUCAUUGCAGUGAGACACGGCUGGUACAGCUGGUUAUCGUUCCUGUUGUCUCUUCAGUUGUGGCAGACGGCUCUGAAGCGUGUCGGCGGUCGGUUCGGGACAGGCGUGCUCUCUUAUUUUGUCUUUCUCAGAACUCUCCUCUUCUUCAACAUCUUUCUGUUCCUCAUCACGGGUUUGUUUCUGGUGGUUCCUCAGGCUGUGAGUCAUCCGGAUCAGGACCGGAACACCUCCGUCAGGAGCACAUGGGGUCUGGAGGUGCUCACAGGAGCCGGUUAUUUCUCACAUUCGCUGCUGUAUUACGGUUACUAUAGUAAUUACACACUUCAGUCGGAGCGCAGCUGCUCUGAAUCAGUGAACAGGAUGUCCUGUAGUUCUGCUCUGUCAUAUAACAUGCCUCUGGUUUACUUCUUCACCAUCGGUGUGGCGUUCUUCAUCACCUGCAUCAUCCUCGUGUACAGCAUGUCCAAGUCGUUUGGUCAGAGUUUUCGUAUCGAUAAGUCUAAAGGACUUUUGGCCAUUAAAGUUUUCAGCUCUUGGGACUUUAAAGUCAGUAAGAAAUCUUCAGUCAGACUCCAGCGGGAAAACAUCGCCACACAACUCAAAGAGCUGGUGGCUGAGGUGAACUGUCAGGAGUUGAAGAUUCCUGUCCUCCAGCGAUUUUUCCGGCUGUUUAUUCACAUGUUGGCGUGGCUCAUGUGUUUGGGCAGCACACUGGCAUGUGUGCUUGCCGUGUAUUACUUCUCUGAACACAUGCACAAGGACUUGAUAAAUCGUGCUCGCUCGAACACGAGCUCCUCUAACGAUCUGUUACUGAAGGAGGCGAGUCUGUUAGCUCUUCCUGUGGUCGUGUCCAGCAUCAAUCUGCUCCUGCCUGGAUUCUUCAACGCUGUGGCCUGGAUGGAGGAGUAUGAUUCUCCCAGCGUGCUCAAUUACGUCUCAGUUGGCAGGAACUUGUUGUUGAAAGUGAGUGUUUUGGGGGUGCUGUGUUAUUAUUGGCUGGGGCGAGUGGCGUCAAACCCUCAGAGUCUGGGAUUACAGUGCUGGGAGAGUUUUGUUGGGCAGGAGUUGUACCGUUUCCUUCUAAUGGACUUUAUCUUCAUGCUGCUCGACACAUUCAUCGGCGAGUUUCUGUGGAGGUUGUUUUCUCAGAGAGCUCUAAAGAGAAAAAGGAAACCCGUGUUUGAUAUCGCACGGAACGUUUUAGAGCUCAUCUACGGACAAACUCUCGCUUGGUUGGGUGUGCUGUUUUCCCCUCUGUUACCUGCUGUUCAGAUUAUUAAACUGCUGUUUCUCUUCUACAUGAAGAAGGUGAGUCUGAUGAUGAACUGUCAGGCAUCUGGUAAACCGUGGCGCGCCUGUCAGAUGACCACCAUCUUCAUCACGCUGCUCUGUUUCCCGUCUUUUCUGGGCUCUGCCGUGUGCGUCACAUAUACCAUGUGGACGAUAAAGCCAUCUGGCAGCUGCGGUCCAUUCCAGGGUUUGAAGACCAUGUUCCAGGCCGGGAAGUUGUGGGUGGAGCAGCUGGCAGCGGCCAAUAAGAACCUGUCCUGGCUCAGCUGGGCGCAUGCACACCUGGUGGAGAACCCGCUCUUCCUCUUUCUGUCUUCUGGCAUCUUCCUAAUCGUGAUUUACUUUCACAGUCAGGUGGUUGAUGGACAGAGGAAGAUCAUCGAGCUCCUUCAGGAACAGAUUGAAAAUGAGGGAGAAGAUAAGAAGUUUCUCAUCACGCGACUGCAGCACAUUCAUGAACGGAGACGAACGGUUUCACCACGCCAUGUUAGAGGAGCCAGUGAGGACUCAAGCUAUUCAUAAGUCAACCGCAACACUCUUCAUCAACUAAGUCGAGCAGCUUCCUGUUGCCUGUAACCAUGGAAACACACUGGAAAAAAACCAAAACAGUUUACAGUAAAACCUCUGCGUACACGACAGGACAUCAAACAUAACAGAGAAAUCUGUGUUUCUAGCUCAAAGGACCGAGCACAAGUAGAGCACUCUGUAAUCAAGAAAGUUCACGAUUUAACAGAUGCCACAGUACUGUGAUUAUGUACUGACAGCUCAGAAAUCUGUGUUCGAUACAGAAUUAUACUGUUGAUUGGAAGCUUUUCCCUUGAAAACGUUUCACUGUAUAACACUUGCUUGUUUGGUGAGCACAUCUUUGGAAAUGCACACUUUACUUUGGUGAUGGUGUCAUAUUUGUCAUUAAGAAACCUAACAUUACUGUGAAAAGUGGAAAGAUUUAACACUCGCUAUGAUAUUUCUCUCCCGCUCUCAAACACUGGACCUUCCCCUUUUUUAUACUGUGAUUUAUAAUAUUUUCUAAAAAGCCAUUUUAAAUAAACAUUUUUUAAUUAAUCUUAGCUUUUUUUUAUUUUUUUUUAUUGAUUCUCUUAGUAGGACAUUCAAUAUGAAUUCAGAAAAAACACUUUUUUUGCCAUGAUGAUAAUAUAUAUUUUAUGAGGGCACAUUACAACAGGUAUGUACACUAUACAUUUCAGAAAUACUCCAAUAUAAUUCACAUAAAAAAACAUGUAGCUUAAGUUUGUUUUCUGUAUGAGCAUUUUAUACAAAUCACAAUAUAAAAUCUCAUUGUAAAUACUCUCCAGUCACAUGACGGAAUAAACAUUAAAAUGUGCUUAUAAAUGU
Messenger RNA from Myxocyprinus asiaticus (Chinese sucker), 3501 nucleotides. It is a transcript of the gene tmc6b, whose product is annotated as transmembrane channel-like 6b. The transcript has 21 exons. Gene Ontology annotation, molecular function: mechanosensitive monoatomic ion channel activity. The record is from RefSeq and is a predicted model, not a curated record. Bases 199 to 2670 code for a protein of 823 amino acids. Gene Ontology annotation, cellular component: plasma membrane. Lineage: Eukaryota; Metazoa; Chordata; Actinopteri; Cypriniformes; Catostomidae.